CAGUGUCAUUCAACUCAUUAACCAACCAACAAUGGCUUCUACUUCAUCUUCUUCGCUCGCACUCUGCUUCUGUCUCUUCCUCUCUCUCUUGUCUCUCUCCACCUCUUCCCUAGACUUCGAUCUUCCAUCUCUCCGUGGCGAUGACAUCCACGAUCUUCUCGAACGCUUCGGGUUCCCGAAAGGUCUUCUUCCGGAUAACGUCAAGUCGUACACUGUCUCCGAAGACGACGGCGCUUUCACCGUUUACCUGACUUCUCCUUGCUACGUCGAGUUCGGCGAUCAACACGUUUUCUUCGGCAAGAAAAUCGUCGGUAAAUUCGGUUACGGAGUUGCUAAAAACCUCAAUGGAAUCCAAGCUAAAGAGGGUUUGCUUUGGUUACCUGUCACCGCCAUGACAUCUGAUCAAACCGCCUCCACGGUUGUGUUCUCCGUCGGAUUCCUUACCAAGUCUUUACCUGCUUCCUUGUUCGAAGAUGUUCCUUCUUGCUCAAACAAACUCUAUUUACGAAAUGCUUGAAUUCGCCACACCAAUGUCUGAACUCUGAAGUUUGUGAUUCCAAUGUCUGAAGUUUGUAUUUCAAAAGUAUUUGCUUUGCUUUGUUCCAAGUGGAUGUUUUAAACUAAUAAAGAGUAUGUUGUUAUAACUA
Messenger RNA from Camelina sativa (false flax), 647 nucleotides. RefSeq lists its product as uncharacterized. NCBI's taxonomy places the organism in Eukaryota, Viridiplantae, Streptophyta, Magnoliopsida, Brassicales, Brassicaceae. The record is from RefSeq and is a predicted model, not a curated record.